UGCAUGUGUGCUGCUGCUGCCAUGGCAACUGUGGCUCCUCCCCUCGCAUUUCUUCUCCUGCUGCUUCAGCUGGCUGAUGGCUCAUUCCCAGAGGAGCCUGGUCCUCUCAGCUACAUCCCUGUAGAGGUGGUCAGGAGGUAUCCAGUGUUCCUGGGCAGAGCUCAUCGUUUGGCUCAGAGACAGGAGCUGCACAUCCAGACGGUCCUCCAAGUCAACCGCACUCUUUACAUAGGAGCCAGAGAUGACUUAUACAGAGUGGAGCUGGACAACAUGGUGGGAGAGGAGAUGUUUUACAGCAAGAAACGGACCUGGGAGUCCAAUAAGAAUGAUAUCCGAGUGUGUCGGAUGAAGGGCAAACAUGAGGGAGAGUGUCGGAAUUUCAUCAAGGUGCUGCUCAGGCAACAUGGAGGCCUGUUUGUCUGUGGAACAAAUGCCUUCAACCCUCUGUGUGCCAACUACACUCGGGACUCUCUAGAGAUGGUCGGCGAGCCCAUCAGUGGAAUGGCACGAUGCCCGUAUGACCCACGACAUGCCAAUGUGGCAUUGUUUGCAGAUGGAAGUCUUUUUACCGGCACAGUGACAGAUUUCCUGGCCAUCGAUGCAGUGAUCUAUCGCAGCCUCGGCGACAGCCCUGCGCUCCGCACAGUCAAGCAUGACUCCAAAUGGUUCAGAGAGCCCUACUUUGUAAGCGCCAUGGAGUGGGGGCCUCAUAUUUAUUUCUUCUUCAGAGAAAUGGCGAUGGAGUUUCAUCACCUAGAAAAGGUGAUGGUAUCUCGUGUGGCGCGCGUCUGUAAAUCAGACCUGGGCGGCUCUCAGCGCGUCCUCGAGAAACAAUGGACUACGUUUCUAAAAGCUCGGCUCAACUGCUCCAUCCCGGGAGACUCACACUUUUACUUCAACCUCCUGCAUGCCACAAGUGACAUCAUCCACAUGCAGGGACGAGACGUCAUCCUGGGUCUCUUCUCUACACCCCCAAACAGCAUCCCUGGUUCUGCAGUUUGUGUGUUUGACAUGCAGCAGCUCGCUCAUGUUUUUGAGGGCCGGUUUAAAGAGCAAAAGUCCCCCGAGUCCAUUUGGACACCUGUUCCAGACGAGGCAGUGCCUAAACCAAGGCCGGGAGGAUGCGCCGUGCAGGGAUCGAGAUUUAGCACCUCGACCACACUGCCUGACGAGGUGCUGAACUUUGUGAAGACCCACCCUCUCAUGGAUGAAACUGUCCCACUGCUGGGACAUAGACCCUGGGUGGUCAAGACAAUGGGAAGGUACCAGCUGACAGCCAUGGUGGUAGACACAGAAGCAGGACCCUACAAGAACUGUACAGUCUUGUUCCUGGGCUCCACCCGUGGGACCAUCCUCAAGUUCCUAAUGACUCCUAGUGGAGAUUCAGUCUCUCACAGCAGCGUGUUCCUGGAGGAGGUGGAGGGAUUCAAUCCAGAGAAGUGUGGUGAGGACUCUCCUCAGGCUCGUCUGCUCUUGUCCCUGACUUUGGACCGGACCAGUCACACUCUGCUGCUGGCCUUCCCCUCAUGUCUGGUUAGAGUGCCCACAUCUCGCUGCCACCUCCACUCACGCUGCAUGAGAAGCUGUCUGGCUUCCAGGGAUCCGUACUGUGGCUGGACCAAAGGCAGUACCUGCUCCUUCCUGAGACCAGGCACACGGAUUCCUUUCCAACAAGAUGUGGAAUAUGGAAACGCUAGCUCCCAUCUAGGAGACUGUGAUGGAUUUCUGCAGCAAAGUUUAUUGAUAGAACCAGAAAGUUUAGUCUCUCUCAACCUCCUCGUGGCCUCUGCAGUUUCUGCGUUCACCAUCGGGGCAGCGCUGUCUGGACUUGCAGUGUGCUGGAUCAUGGCCCAUAAGCCUGCCAGCCGUCGCCAUGGCGGCGCGUCCCAGUCCUCCAUCCAGCGACGCGAAAGAGGCCUGCUGAGUAAUGCUGGUGGGAUGGCGGGCUCCGUGCUGAGUGUGACACGGCAAGGAGGUGGGGAGCGCUCCUGCUCGCAGGGUGGGGAGACCCUGUUUGUAAUGCCCAAUGGGUGGGUAAAGUCUGGUGAGCUGGACCCUGGGUUCCUGCCCACUCCAGAGCACACACCUCAGCAGAAACGAAGAGGUCUACGACUGUCCGACUCCAACUCUGGAGGCUGGGACACGAGCCAGACGUAUCUAGGGGGAGGUUCUGUGGGUCUGGGUUCGCCCUGUCGCAUGCCUCCCUCCGUCUACCUGACAACGAGACUCUUCCAGCAGGGUGUGGGCGGCAGACACUGUGGUGAUGGCCGUGGAAAUGACACACCACGUCAGCACUACGUCUGCUUGAACAAACAAGAAAAAGAAGGGAAAUGUACACCUAAAGCCCCCCUCAGAAAAUCUGCAGGAGAGUAUGUCUACCCCAUGACGCCCCAGGACUCGCCUGAACGUCGGAGGGUGGUGUCAGCGCCCAGUGCCCCCAUGGAGUACAGCGAGCCUCUGCCUUUGCGUUGGCCAGCCCAGGAAGGAUACAUCCUCAGCAGCCAUGGAAUGGUCCCUGUCCCCCUGCCCCCGCCUAUCAUGCCUCCUCCAAGCAGUCAGGGUUACAUGUCCCAUCAACACACACCCGGACUAAGCCGAGCUCUGCUGAGGGGCGCGCUGGAGCGGGGGGAGCUGGGAGAGCUGGUGGACCUGAGCCAUCUGAUAAGUAAGAAAAACUGCAAUGACAGGACUCAGACCGGCCAGUGACUGUGGAGGAAACGAAGGAGACAGGAUUCUGUCUACGAGUGAAGCUCUUAUUUCCAUAGAUCUCUCCUUUGCUCCUCCAUCCGUCAAUCCCUCUCCCCUUUCCACUCUCUGCUCCCCCCACAUUCAUAUUUCAUUGUCAUCCUGCUCCCACUGUGCUGUCAGUCUCUCAAGCAAAACCUCUUCAACCCAU
Molecule: messenger RNA, 2896 nt
Organism: Nematolebias whitei (Rio pearlfish)
Lineage: Eukaryota; Metazoa; Chordata; Actinopteri; Cyprinodontiformes; Rivulidae
Product: semaphorin-6B
Exons: 16
Coding region: 4-2706 (900 amino acids)
Biological process (GO): negative regulation of axon extension involved in axon guidance; negative chemotaxis; positive regulation of cell migration
Molecular function (GO): semaphorin receptor binding; chemorepellent activity
Source: RefSeq, a predicted model, not a curated record